Messenger RNA from Exophiala viscosa, 846 nucleotides. RefSeq lists its product as uncharacterized. The coding region runs from base 1 to 846 and encodes 281 amino acids. NCBI's taxonomy places the organism in Eukaryota, Fungi, Ascomycota, Eurotiomycetes, Chaetothyriales, Herpotrichiellaceae. The transcript has a single exon. The record is from RefSeq and is a predicted model, not a curated record.
AUGGCCUCUAUCGCAGAAGGUCUCGCUGGAGAUCUCAUCAAGAUGAAAGUAGACAGACCAGAGCAACGCCGAACCCCAAUUCAUCAUGUCUUACUCGACAUCCCAUCCGAGAUCCGCAUUCGAAUCUACGAAUGCUUGUUUUCCGUUCUAUCUGUCUCACCAGCAUGCCACAUCGACCGGUCUCAAUCUUCCCUCCAUCACCAGCAGCACGGAAGUGACGACGGCAAGGAUAGGCUGGCCGACCUUUCAAUCUUCCUAGUCUGCCGCAAGAUCUAUCAAGAAUCCCACCCAGUCUUUCUCCGUCAAGCACUCUUCAUCAUCAAGAAUCUGAGCCAGCACCAACAAUUCACCCAGCCAUUGAUGCUGCCAAAGUUGCAGUCCAUCCGCAACCUGUCCGUGACAUUUAACUUGCUUCCCGAAUGGCCGCCCACGCUUUUGCGGUUGGUGAUGCUGUCGCUCGGGCGUUUUGAAAUCACCGACAUCACGGCGGAGCCUGGACAUGUCGAUAUGCUCGGCAUCGAAGGGCAGAUGGGUAUCCGGGAUGAUGGAAACCGUGUGCUACGCGAGUCGGGCACGCCAAAUAACCCUUCUGCCGCGCUGUUUCAUAUCAUCAUCGCGUCCAUGGAGAAAAGUAAGGCGGAGUUGGUCAUGGCGCAUUGCAAUAUAGGGAUGACAUUGACGACGGAUGUGUUGAGCGUGCAAUUCAAGAUUCGGUGUCGACAUGUCGGGCAACAGGUUGUGCCGGGACAGUUUCCUAUGGUGGCGACUGUGCCGCACGAGCAUCCUGAGAGGGAGGUGGUGUAUACUUUUGGAAGGAAGAGGGGUCAUGGUCGCGAGGUAGCGUGA